This is a messenger RNA of Branchiostoma belcheri (Belcher's lancelet), 2014 nucleotides long. RefSeq lists its product as uncharacterized. Lineage: Eukaryota; Metazoa; Chordata; Leptocardii; Amphioxiformes; Branchiostomatidae. The transcript is spliced from 4 exons. The record is from RefSeq and is a predicted model, not a curated record. Bases 1 to 1986 code for a protein of 661 amino acids.
AUGUGGUCUUUAGCUGUGGUUUCCUCCUUCCUCCUUCUUUCCUUUGCGAAGUGUCUGCCGCUGGAAGAUCCUUUGUUGGCAUGUCUUGCAGGGCACAGCGGUCUGGAGAAACCCCCGAGUCCGGUCCCAGAUGGCAGCGGCCGGCUGAAAUACGUCCUCACCGUGCGUGAUCACGACUCGGGUCCGAUACAAGCAGACGGGCGGUACGACGUGUCGGUGUCAGGGCAGUACGGCUCCCAGUUCCACCGGGUCGUGGUGGUGGCCAGCUGCGGGCGACUGCGACCCCUCCCGGGUGACACAGCGCUGCGUGCCGGGACAUGUCUCGAGCUCUCCACGGUGGCCAACACAGACAGCCGCACCAAGAGCACGGCGUCCUUUACCUGGGUAGCACCGGGCGAGCGUCUUCUGGACGGAGAGUGCGUGACGAUCAGGUUGCUACUGAACAUUUUGGUCAGAAAUCGGCGAGAGUCACCCUCAUCGCGGACGGAUCUGACAACAACAACCGAGGACGACCGCUCGCUGAAGUGGCGACUGAUAUCAAAGGGGUGUUGCCGGUCUGGCAGUCGUUUCGGAGCCAAACCCCACGAUCUAAAUUGCGACGAGGCGUCCAGAAAGUUUGUAUCCAGCAACAUCGCCGAACUGAUGCACCUCCGAGCAGUCUGUGUGGAGGAAUUUGCCUUCUGUUGCAAAGAAAAACGGAGAGACAUGGGCUAUUCCGUUGAAAGUAGCAGCCACGCAGGAUCAGAAGUUGAACCCACAGAACCUCUAUACGACAGCACUGGACAGCAAUCUGAAACGACGAUAUCUGAUUCGCCAACGGGAGACAGCUCAUCCACAGCUGCUAUGAAAGACAUAACAAUCCAGCAAGCUUGCUGUCUCAACGGACUUAGAACUGCCUAUGACCCUGACAAGAGCUGUCUAGAUGAAGGGGAGAGUUACAUCAACCAAACGGCUGCAGAUGACCUGGAAUCUACCAACGAGGCAACGGGGUGCAAGCUUGAGUUCUCUCGAUGUUGCGAGGCGCUGCGAGAACAUGUUGGAGGCAGUAGUCCCCCGCCACAAGAAGUGGACUUGGCCAGUCUCGAAGACCUGCAGCUGACGCAGCAUUGCUGUAGACAAGGCUGGGUCCAGGGACUGUCUCCCGAAACAGACUGCGCGCAGAACGCCAUGGAGUACGCCCGGCUACCGCUAGGAAAUUCCACCGACAGACAACUGCAAUGUUCCAGCAAGUAUACGGAGUGUUGCUCUACGAGACAGGCUCAAAAUCUAGACCUCGAUGCACUGUUCUAUCCAAGUAUCCAUCCAAAGAAAACCCUGAAGUCAGCUGCGGCGUUCCCAAACCAGACAACCGAUGGUGUUCAAAGUCUAAGCAAUGACAUUGAAUCCAUCAUAGAGAGAAUUUUACUGCAAACCCACGUAACAAACGUUUCACAAUCAACUACAACAUAUCUUACGCUGGGAGAGCAAGAAACCAGUCAGUCAGAAACAAGCUCAGCAGCGCUAAGGAACUUUGAAAUACACGACGAUAGGAUUCAAUCUGUCACUGAAAUACAAAACACCGGGCAACUGGCAGGUCCGACUACCGCCCCCUUGCGAUCCGUCACUGAAGCGCAGAUGUCACCGUCAAUCCAGAGUGCACCAACACACCGAGCACAAAGCAAACUUAGCUGGGACGAUAUAGGCAUGGACACGUUAGUAGUACUGUCAAAACACAGGCGUACAUUACGACUGUGUUGCCUGAAGGGAAAAGCAGUAGUAGAGACCGCCCAUCCAAAGUCCUGUCAACUGGAGGCAGACGGCUACACCCAGGGAGCCCGGUUAACCGACCAAGUGAGGCAGAGUUGUAAGGACGUGUUUGUGCACUGCUGCGAAAGCAUGGACCCCGGGCACAGAGGACCAACACGGUCGUAUGGAAGGAACAUUAGACGGUUAUUGGGGGACAGUGGGGAAUACGUACACGGAAAUAGAGAAAUGUACUACAGCUGAUCACAGAGAAAUUUGGUACAUGAUACGG